AUAGUCUUUCGAUUUAGCCUUCGUAUGGCCCAGAUAGAAGCAGCAGAGAACAGAGUGAAACAGAGAGAAUAUGAGCGCCACGAAGAUGCUCGCUUUGGGAAUUCCCAGCCCCCAGCGCGAUGCAUUUCGCCUCCUCCCUCGUCCAUCGCUCGCUUCUUGUAAGCAUGCCGCCGUGCGCCUUGCUCCUCUCGCUACCUCUUCUUGCUCUGGUGCCCUCUUCCCCUCCACCACCACACCGCACACUGAUGGCGACGGCAGCAGCAGCAGAAGGAAACUACGGCGGAGAUACCGCCGUAUACCUCUUCGAAAUUGUGUGGCAACUAAUUCAGUCACUGACAAUUUGGAGAAGCAAAGUGAAGUUGAAGUUGCAAAUGGGUACACUAUGACACAGUUCUGUGACAAAAUGAUCGAGUUCUUUAUGCACGAGAAACCACAAACAAAGGAUUGGAGGAAAAUCUUGGUGUUUAGGGAUGAUUGGAAGAAGUACAGGGUGAACUUCUUUGACCGAUGUCAAGUACGUGUAGAUAUUGAAAAUGACCCAGUAAUGAAGCAGAAGUUGAUAUCAUUUGCCAGGAAAAUGAAGAAGAUAGAUCACGAAGUAGAUAAUCAUAUGGAACUUCUCAAGGAGAUUCAAGAAAAUCCUCUGGACAUUAAUGCUAUUGUUGCACAGAGGAGAAACGAAUUCACCAGUGACUUCUUUCAUCAUCUCAAUAUACUACAAGAAUCCCUUGACAGCCUGGAGGAUCGCGAUGGAAUAGCCAGACUUGGAGCUAAAUGCUUGUCUGCUGUAAGUGCUUACGACAACACAAUUGAAAACUCAGAGAUACUGGAAACAGCACAAUCAAAGUUCAAUGAUAUUCUAAAUUCCCCUUCCUUGGACGAAGCAUGUGAAAAGGUUAAGAGCCUUGCUAAGGCAAAUGAACUGGACUCAUCCUUGAUUCUUCUGAUAAAUAGAACUUGGGCAGCAGCAAAAAACUCUACCACAAUCAGGAACGAGGUUAAAGACAUUAUGCAUCACAUAUAUAUGGCAACAAAAAAAAGCAUCAAAAGUAUUGCGCCCCAUGAGAUUAAGUUAUUGAAGUAUUUGUUGAACAUUACUGAUCCUGAAGAGCGAUUUAUGGCGCUUGCCACUGCUUUCUCUCCUGGAGAUGAACGCGAUGUCAAAGCUACUGAUGUUAUAUACACAACUCCCAAGGAGCUGCACAAAUGGAUUAAGAUAAUGCUCGACGCCUAUCAUUUAAAUAAAGAAGAAACAGACUUGAUGGAAGCAAGGAAAAUGAGUGAUCCAGUGGUAAUCCAAAGACUUUUCGUUCUGAAGGAAACAAUUGAGGUAGAAUACUUGGGGCAACCUUCUGAUAAGCAAGACCAAGAAACCGACUAAAACACGCGGUCAUUAUGGUUUCCAUAUCAAGACAGCGAGUGAGUCCCAAUAUGAUCUUACAUGUUUUGAAUAUGAACUUCCCUGAAUCAAAACAACAGGGAUGGUGUCCAAUCAUAAUGCUGACUAAAGAUCAUCAUUGACAUUGGAUUGGAAGGUUAGAAUGCUUAGCAGUUUCAGAUUUUCGAGCACGCGCAAUACGAUUUAAAAGAUGAUUGUGUGUAUCCCUUUUGCUGUUGACUUUGUGAGAUCCUUAGAGGUGGUUCUUGUGAAGCAUGCUUAUACUCUUUUUCUCCUUUUUCUUGCAAGAUCUUUAAGAAUGUUAAUUGUAGUUUUUAAGAUACUAACCGACCAUUUGACUGACUGGCUAAAGGAAUGCCUAGUUAAUCUUAUUUAAAUCUGACUAUUUGAAGGAAAAUAAUGAAAAUUGAUGAAA
Molecule: messenger RNA, 1814 nt
Organism: Zingiber officinale
Lineage: Eukaryota; Viridiplantae; Streptophyta; Magnoliopsida; Zingiberales; Zingiberaceae
Exons: 6
Coding region: 71-1381 (436 amino acids)
Cellular component (GO): chloroplast thylakoid membrane; chloroplast envelope
Source: RefSeq, a predicted model, not a curated record